GUUUUAUUUUACAUUUGAAGGAUGUUUUGAAGAACUCUAGAAUUUUUGUUUUUAAACAUACGACAACCCUGGGUAAGGUAUUCGGUAUUGUUUACAAAACGUACAAGGUAGUGUGUGUGUUGCUUAGUAUUAGAAAAUACUUAUGUUUAUAAAUUAAUGUAGAAAAUUUGUUCAGUUUCAGCCUUGUUCUUCAACGUUUUUAUAAAGUUCCCAUAUAUAAAAUAGUGAAUCAUUGAUAUAAAAACCUCGUAUGUUUUCAAGACAUUGCAAGACUAUUUUUUUGCCAUUUAAUUGUGGAAAAGCGACGGUAAUAGAUUGAUUCUUACUAAAAUUUCUAACACUUUCACUGCAUUAAUAAGCAUUCAAACAUGAAGCUUCGCAGUGGAAAGACCCUGUCCAGCGAAUUAAGCGAUGUUUUUCCAUCUAGUAAAAAUGAACCCAGAAAAUUUACAAGCGAAGUGGUUAAAAAGUCACGUAUCACUAAGCAAAGGAAUAAACCUUGCAGUUCGUCUGACAGCAGUUCUGAAACACUAGUUAGUGAUUCAAGCGACGAUACCUUUAGUGUAUCGCCAAAAUCUAAAGUAGGAACGAAAUCUUCUAAAGUAGUACCACUAAAAAGGCAUAACAUCCAAGGUGGUAACACUCUCCAAAGAAAAUCAACUAGAAAAUCGAAUAAAGCACAAUCUAUUGAAGAUAACGAGAAAAUUUUAUUUUUAGGGGAUAAUCUCAAAAGACUUUCUAUUACAGUCAGUGAGGAUUCUGUAGUGCAUCCUGCAGAAACCAAGGUUAAAGUUGUGAAACAUGGCUUAAAAUUGUCGAAAAAAACACUUUGUAGGAGCGUUUUACCUUUCAAACAAACAUGUUCAAAAUCGAACACUAGUAAUGAUUUAGCUGUAUCUCAAAAUAAUGAUUCGGAAAGCACAGAUACUGCAGCAUAUGCAGACAUUCAAAAUUACACACAAGAAAAAAAUUCCGGACAAAUUUUUUCUCAAAGGAAUGUAGCAGAUGGAACACAAAAUGAAGUUUCCAAACCAAAAUUACCAUUAAAGUGUGGUCAGCUGAAAUGCAGAAGUAAGUUAUUGGGAGCAAGCAUGGCUGGAACUGUUAAAUGUGCCACUAGCAUUAAACCAUUAGUAACGAAAACACUUUCAGGAAAUACAAGUAAGGUUGUACCUGUGAUAUAUAUAGAAAGUUCAAGCUCUAGUGAAGAUGAGGGUUGUGAUGGGAGCAACACUGGAGGAAGUGUGGGAAAACAAGCCGUCACAAUAGGAGAGAGCAGUGUUGGUGGCAAAGAAGUGAGUAACAAUGAAAUAAAACCAGAGAUAAAUGAGACGGGUUAUCACAACAUUCUCGAGAAUGAGAAAAAGGAUGAUCUCAGUAUUGAAAGUUUACCAGAGCCAGCACUUAAACCUGCAGAAGAAAACCAGACGCAACGUGCUUGUCUCGGUACUGACAACGAGCCGGUGUCGAGCAGUGUGCACCAUGCCAGGUCGGCCAGAAGACGACCGCGACCCCGGAAGAAGAAGCACGCCUGGUCCGGCAUGAGCGGCCGGUACCCGGCCGGCCAGGCGAUGUACCAGAGCUGGCAGUCGUGCUCCAGCAGUCGCUGGGGGGCUCCGGAGCGGGGCCGGCAGUGCUACGGCACCGUGCCCCCCUGGAGGGCCGGAGCUGGGGACCGCGCCUGGCAGUACGACGCCGGCGUUCGUGCAGUGCACGCGCAGGCCCCUCCCGACCGCGACGCCCGGAGCCUGCCCCCCGGGGCGGGCAUGCAGAACCCAGUCAGCUCGUUCGGGGGCAACGUGUACCUGCCGAGCUCGCAGCCGGUCUGCAAGCGCGGGCUGCGGCCGGUCAUCAUAGACGGCAGUAACGUUGCCAUGGGGCACGGGGGGAACGGCCGCUUCUCGUACCGGGGCCUGCAGAUCUGCGUGGACUACUUCGUGCGGCGCGGCCACAAGGUGGUGGCCUUCCUGCCGCACCACCGCAGGGCGCAGCUGGCGGCCAAGGACCGGCUGGUGCUGCGGCAGCUGGAGCGGGCGGGCCACGUGGUCUUCACGCCCAGCCGCUGGGUCGACAACCGCCUGGUCGUGCCCUACGACGACUGGUACAUAGUGCAGUGCGCUGCCGUGCUGGACGGGGUCAUAGUGUCCAACGACAACUACAGGGACCUCCUGGCAGAGGACGUGCAGAUGGCUAGGACCAUCAAGGAGAGGCUGCUGAUGUUCACGUGGGUCGACAACCUGCUCAUGUUCCCCCGGGACCCCCUGGGCAGGAACGGGCCCUCGCUGGACCAGUUCCUCAGCUUCCCCGCGUCGUAGCCUCGGGUGCGCUGUUCAUUACAGCGUGCCAUCGCCUGGACAGUGUCAAGACGGCUCACGCUGGUGUCCAUGUGUUCGUAAAGACCUGAUCAGGCACCGAAAAAUACCUGUUGUAUUGCACAGUUUGUGUUCCUUGAAUGUGCGAUUGUGGAAUCCUGGGUAAAUAUGUAGUGUAGCGGUAUUUGCGGAAAAAAAAAUGUUAAAACUCCAAAAAUACUUUUAUUAUUUGAUUUGCUCUUUCACUUCCUCUUUUCAUUAAACCCGGCAAAGAUAAGAAAUUCCAAAUACUUUAGGAGAUAUCAAAUUUUUUAAUUUUCAUCACAAUACCUGUGCAUUCAUGCGGCAUAGGUUAACGACUACAACAUUUUCUAAUGGCAAAGGAAUUGUACCCGCCUCUAACUUAGGUGGGUUUUUAACGUUUCAAAUUUUAAUGUUUUAUUUGUUAUUUGGAUAUUUUUGCGCAAGUAAUAAGUAAAAUAAAAUUACGUGAGUUCCUAUUGUUCAUCCUUUGUCCCGGUUUGUUUGGUUAGGUCAGUUACAUUAUAAAUACUUGAAAACUAAACAACCAUUAAAAUUAAUUCACAUUAUUUUUAAUGUCCGCUUAAUUUGAAAGUAUUUAUAAUGUAACUGACCUGACCUAAUCGACCAUUUUAAUUAAUUAAGCAUUCACAAACACACUGCAAAAUAAAAAAAAAUGUCUGCGAUUGAACGAUUGCACAGGUCUUGUAUUGAAAAAUAAGAACAGCGAUAUCUCCUAAAGUAUUUGGAAUUUCUUAUCUCCGCCGGGUUUAAUGAAAAGAGGAAGUGAAUGAGCAUAUAAUAAAAGUAUUUUCGGAUUUUUAACAUUUUUUUUCGUGAAUACCGCUAUACUACAUAUUUACCAAAUCCUGCGGCAUUGCUGCAAAUACUGUGGACUUGUUAAUAUUGUACAUAUUGUUACUUUUUAACCUCAUUUAUAAGAAGUGCUUAAUAUUAUAUUAUUUUCAAAAUAUAUAUUUACUAAAAAGUUA
Messenger RNA from Bacillus rossius redtenbacheri, 3325 nucleotides. RefSeq lists its product as uncharacterized. Gene Ontology annotation, molecular function: mRNA binding; RNA endonuclease activity. NCBI's taxonomy places the organism in Eukaryota, Metazoa, Arthropoda, Insecta, Phasmatodea, Bacillidae. The record is from RefSeq and is a predicted model, not a curated record. Gene Ontology annotation, cellular component: cytoplasmic ribonucleoprotein granule; nucleus. The transcript has 4 exons. Bases 369 to 2315 code for a protein of 648 amino acids.